AUGUUCUUUGUAUUAUGGUUAAUUUUGCCACAAACACAGGGCGCCAUUCGCUUAUAUGAUUCAAUAGUGAGUCCAACUUUUACAGAUCAUGAAGAAGAAAUUGAUUCAGCAUUAUGGACCGCACGGGAACAGGCAAAAACCACCGGCGUGAAUUGGGCUAGAAGAGGAAUGCGAGCAUUACAACAGGCAUGGAUAGAGGGAUAUCAAAAGGGAAUGAAUAGACUGGGCGAUGGAAAUAGAUUACAAUCCGGUGAAUCAAGUUCAACUUCUGCAUAUUACAUAGAAAAACGUAACAGUAAUGUCAAUAACAAUAAUAAUUUAAGUGAAGCAAAUGAUCAAAGUCCAGGAUUAAAUGGGUAUUUACAACAAGGGCGUGCAAUACCAUACAAUCUAAUAUCAUUUUUUUAUCCUUCAGCAUUCUCGUCUUUACAACAAUUAAAUGACUCAAACAACCAUGAGCCGUCAUCCCCCACAAUAUAUUCAGCACAUCCGGUAAGCACGAUACUGCCUGAUGAUGUAUUCGACGCGCCGAUCAGUGAGCAACAAGCAUACCUACAAGAACAGCGUAAGCAAUUGGUAAUGAUGCUACAAAAUCUUGAGCAGGUUCAACGAGAAAUACAACAACGAGAAGUUCAAGAACGCGCUAAUUGGCCAUCGUCAUCACCACCAUCGUCCUCUGCAAUACCACCAUCUUCUGCGACACCGCCACCAACAUCUACUUUUUACUCGAACGCGUCUUCAACACGAAUUUCCACCUCAGAUUUGAAUGGGGAAGGAAGAGUCAAUACUCGACGACGCCAAAUUAAGGUAAAUAAUAACCGUGAUAGAAGCACACCUCUACAUUAUGACGUUGCUGAAGAUGGCGAACGAGAUUUUGAAAGUGUGGAGCGCGAGAAUGAGAACGCGGAUGCCUACGGCUCCUCUACUAAUGAUAGAUUCUUACAAGAACAAGAAUUUCGAAGGCAACAAACUCAAGCUAUCGGGCUUACUAGUUUUUUGACUGGUUAUUUUUCAAGGGCUUCUGCAUCGUCAUCUACUUAA
This is a messenger RNA of Ambispora leptoticha, 1041 nucleotides long. Lineage: Eukaryota; Fungi; Glomeromycota; Glomeromycetes; Archaeosporales; Ambisporaceae. The record is from the annotation of a GenBank genome assembly.